AUGCCAGCCAGACAAAACAAACGAGCUCAAGCCAAACAGGAGACUGUUGAGUGGACCAGUUUAUUUCAGCAGGAGCUGGAGACUGAGACUCAGUCACUAGUCUUCGUCAAACGCAUGGUGGUUGUAGCAGUAUCCUCCAUCACCUAUCUGCGUGGGAUAUUUCCAGAGGACUCCUACAGAUCCAGAUACCUGGAAGAUUUGUGCAUCAAAGUUCUUAGAGAGGACUGUUCAUGCCCUGGAGCCUGCAAGCUCGUUAAAUGGCUGAUGGGAUGUUUCGAUGCUUUGGAGAAGAGAUAUCUACAAAUUGUGCUUAUUGGGGUGCACACAAAACCAGAUGACAGCAAUCAUGUCAUUGAGUCCUAUCAGUUUAAGUUCAGGUACUCGGAGCAGGGACCGCAGAUGGACAUCUUGAGGAAUGAGAAUGUGGAAGUGAGAGUGACCACGAUGGACACUAAGAACGCUUCAACCCUCCUGAUCAGGAAGCUGUUCCUCCUCAUGCAGAAUCUCGAGGCUCUGCCCAAUGCUGUUUACCUCAGUAUGAAACUCUACUACAACGAUGAUGUCACUCCCCCUGAAUAUGAACCACCGGGAUUUAAGGCAGGUGUAUAUGACAGUCUGUGGUUCGAGGGAACAGCAGUGCACUUUAGAGUGGGUGAUCUACAGUCUCGCUUCCACACCAUGAAACUGCGUGUGGCGGCAGCACAGAGUCGUCUAGGGAAGCUACAGGAGGGUGGCCGACUAAGUGAGAAAGAAGGGGUGAAGGAAACACACACUCACUUGAAAGUCAGAGCAGCAGAAAAGGUGACCAGAGACUGCUUUGAUCAGGAUCUGCCAUCUGAGGAUGAGUCCGCAGCACAGUUUAAGCUUCCCAAAAAAGCUAUUACAAAGGUUUGA
Molecule: messenger RNA, 894 nt
Organism: Xyrauchen texanus (razorback sucker)
Lineage: Eukaryota; Metazoa; Chordata; Actinopteri; Cypriniformes; Catostomidae
Product: HORMA domain-containing protein 1-like
Exons: 11
Coding region: 1-894 (297 amino acids)
Source: RefSeq, a predicted model, not a curated record